Molecule: messenger RNA, 2520 nt
Organism: Myiozetetes cayanensis
Lineage: Eukaryota; Metazoa; Chordata; Aves; Passeriformes; Tyrannidae
Gene: CORO6
Product: coronin 6
Exons: 10
Coding region: 318-2045 (575 amino acids)
Biological process (GO): actin filament organization; cell migration
Molecular function (GO): actin filament binding
Source: RefSeq, a predicted model, not a curated record
GCCACCAACAGGCAACGCUGGAGGCACAGCCUCUCUCCUGGGUGCUGGGUCAAGGCAGGCAGCCUCACUGGUGCAGGAUGGGAUACAAGGGGACAAGCUGUGAGCUGGUGCACAGUCACAGGCCCACCCCAAAGUCCCCUCAGCCCUGCUUCUCUACUGCAGCUGCUCGUGUGCCAAACCCAGUGCCAGGCACGGGGCACAGCACAGCUGAGGGACACGGCACAGCCAUGGGGCAUGACACAUCUGAGGGGCAUGGCAGAGCUGUGGAGCAUUGCACAGCCGUGGCUUAUGGCACAGAUGUGAGCUAGGGCACAGCCAUGGCACAUGGCACAGUUGUGGCACAUGGCACACCCUCACAUCACAGCACAGCUGUGUCCAUGCUCAGUGUCAAGUGGCUUUGGCCACCAGCUGCCCACCCCCAUCACCCACAUCAUCCCCACAUCCCAGUCCCUGCCAUGUGGGCGGGGCCACGUCAGGCACCAUCCUGCAUCCCCGGCCACCUCGGUGUUCCCAGGCUUCCUGCUGUGCUCAGUGCAGAGGGUGUAACUCUGAGCACGAGGUGUGAGGGGAUCAAAAGCCCUCCAUGCUGUGCCGGGGUGGGGAGGUGGUGGCCUGACCCUGUGCCCCCAGCCAUGAGCCGCCGCGUGGUGCGCCAGAGCAAGUUCCGGCACGUCUUUGGGCAGCCGGUGAAGGCCGACCAGAUGUACGAGGACAUCCGCGUCUCCAAGGUGACAUGUGACAGCUCCUUCUGCGCCGUCAACCCCAAGUUUGUGGCCAUCAUCGUGGAGUCUGGCGGCGGGGGGGCCUUCAUUGUCCUGCCCCUGGCCAAGACAGGACGGGUGGACAAGAACCACCCGCUGGUGACGGGACACACGGCACCCGUGCUGGACAUCGACUGGUGUCCCCACAACGACAACGUCAUCGCCAGCGCCUCGGAGGACACCACCGUCAUGGUGUGGCAGAUCCCUGACUAUGUCCCCGUGCGCAACAUCACGGAGCCAGUGGUGACGCUGGAGGGACACUCCAAGCGGGUGAGCAUCAUCUCCUGGCACCCCACCGCCCGCAACGUCCUGCUCAGCGCAGGCUGUGACAACCUGGUGAUCCUCUGGAACGUGGGGACGGGGGAGAUGCUGCUGGUGCUGGAUGACAUGCACACUGACCUCAUCUACAACGUGGGCUGGAACCGCAACGGCAGCCUCCUCGUCACCACCUGCAAGGACAAGAAGGUCCGUGUCAUCGACCCCCGCAAGCAGCAGAUCAUAGCGGAGAAAACCAAACCGCACGACGGCACCCGGCCCAUCCGCGCCAUCUUCGUGGCCGAUGGCAAGAUCUUCACCACGGGCUUCAGCAAGAUGAGCGAGCGGCAGCUGGGCCUCUGGGACCUGAAUAACUUCGAGGAGCCCAUCGCCCUGCAGGAGAUGGACACGAGCAACGGGGUCCUGCUGCCCUUCUACGACGCCGACUCCAGCAUUGUCUACCUCUGCGGGAAGGGUGACAGCAGCAUCCGGUACUUCGAGAUCACGGACGAGGCACCCUACGUGCACUACCUGAACACCUACAGCAGCAAGGAGCCCCAGCGGGGCAUGGGCUUCAUGCCCAAGCGGGGGCUGGAUGUCAGCAAGUGUGAGAUUGCCAGGUUCUUCAAGCUCCAUGAGCGCAAGUGUGAGCCCAUCGUCAUGACGGUGCCACGCAAGUCAGACCUCUUCCAGGAUGACCUGUACCCCGACACACCAGGCCCCGAGCCGGCCCUGGAGGCAGAUGAGUGGCUGUCGGGGAAGGAUGCAGAGCCCAUCCUCAUCUCACUGCGGGACGGGUAUGUCCCCAUCAAGAACCGGGAGCUGAAGGUGGUCAAGAAGAACAUCCUGGACAGCAAACCUCCCCCAGGCCCCCGCCGCAGCCACUCCACCUGCGACUCUGACUUCUCUCCAGCCUUGGAGGAGGUGUUGGAGGAGAUCCGUGCCCUGAAGGAGAUGGUCCAAGCACAGGAGAAGCGCAUCUCCGACCUGGAGAACAAACUCUGCCAGUUCACCAACGGCACGGACUAGCGCGGUGGCCAAGGCCACGACCACGGGCAGGGCGAGGACUGCCCCGGCCUGCCGGGGAUUAAAGCCAAGUCCCCACAUUGGGCAGGAGCCCAGAGCCAUGUUCUUUCCCCAGGAGCCGAAGGGGCAGGGAGGAGGUUGGACCCUGACCUCUCCCCUCCACUGGCAUCAGUUGCAUCUUGCUCCUGGGGUGCCCCACCAUAUGGGCACCCCACUGCAGCACCCAAGGGGGUCCCGCUUCAGUGCCCGCAGGCUGGGGCUGCCAAGCAUCCCUCCGUGGGGACCUGCACGCUGGGCACCAGCAUCCUCCCAGGACGGGGAGCUGCUGGGCCCUCCUGGCCAGGAUGUGCUUGGCUAUGGUGCUACACUCCCACCCCAUCACCCCCUCACCUCCCCCUGCCCCAUCGCCCCCUCGGUGGGUGCUUCCAACAGGCUCUUUGCUCCUGGACCCCUUUAAUAAAGGGCUCAGCCACCCUUG